AUGGAGAAUCUAUUGUAUGGUCAUUCGAUUCUAUUUGCGGAGGGUCAAUUCUCAGAUGAGGUCAAAGACAUUUUGAGUGAAAGAAUCAUCGGGAUAGGUGGUCAGGUCACUUCCCAGCGAGAAGGCUCCACGAUCCUACUCGCCAACCCCGCUCAUCCCUCCUACAAACAAGAAAUCGACCAUAUCUCCUUUCUCCAAAAAACGUAUCCUGACAUUCUCCAACCGGAGAUCAAACCCUAUCAUUGGAUUGCCAACAUAUAUUAUUUGGAGACAAUUCUGCCUGUGGAAGAUCUACCAAUCGUAUCGCCCAUUUUCGUUCAUCCGUCAAAGGUAGAUGAUCAUCGACCCAUCAAAGCAUGGGUCUCAGUCAAUGUGACGAGAGAACAAGACGAGACUCCCCUACAAGCUCGCGAUAACCUCACAGUCAAGCUUGAAUGCGCAGGUGCGAUCAGCGUUACCAAAAGGGCAUCGGCGGAUCUGCUGGUAGUGGACGAAUCGAGUGAUUUUGCCAAGAAAGUUUGGGACGAAAAAAGGAAAUAUAAAAGAUCAUGGCAGAGAAUCGUAGAAAGAGAUUGGGUCGAUGAUUGUUUGAAGAAGAGAAGACUUGACUGGAGGAUAACGAAUAGUCAUAAAGGAGGAGACAGUGAUAAUGAGAGUUUUGUAGAGGAUGAUACGGCUCUGGACAGGAGAACCGAUGGAAAGAAAGGCCCUGGAAGACCGGCCGGAGGUCAAAGAGUAGACUAUACCCCGCAAGAUGACGAUUUCCUAUGUCGAUACUUGGCAGCUCAUUAUCCGACAGGUGCAUGGAGCAGUCGAAAGACAUAUCAGAAUUUGGUAUCAUCAGUCAACUACUCCCUGGCUGAUCGUCAUACGCCGCAAUCAUGGCACGAGCGAUACAGAAAGAAUUCCAUCCAGUUUGAAAAGCGGGUCAGAGGAUACAUCAGAGAUGAGAUUGAUAUAACACUGAAAACUAGGUUGGAGAGGGAAAGAGUGAAAGCGAAAUCGGCGAAACCUGCUGAAUGUCAGAUCGCGGUUAAUGAUGACCAUACGACAUCUCGAGUCAAUGAAGCUGGACCAUCCCGCACUGAUGGAACGGUACUAUUCGCAUCUCCAUCGCCAACUCGGCGGGGAAAGAAGAAACUUGUACAAUCAGAUGAUGAAGAUUCCGUCCCUCUUGCUCAAGCAUCUAGCAAAGGAAAGGAAGCCCAGUCUACGGGGAGUGCAAUCUCAGAUGAUAAUCACGUGAUACCCGGAGCAGGACGAUCUGUUGCUGUAUCUUCCACUGCGACGACUGCAAUAUCAGCAUCGGAGAACGGACCGCCUGUGACCGGCAAUGGAGAACUCGUGCCGUCACUCAUGCCUACCGCGGAUCAGCCUGAGAAGGUUGCUGUCGCUGAGAACGAGAAUGAAAGCCUAUUGAGAGACUUGAUACCUAGUGGAAGCCAACUACCAUUGGCGACUCCUGCUGGGCAAGGUGAAGAUGGAAGCUCGAGGACAAGAGCGGUCGAAGGGAAUCUUGAUAACAGGACAGCAAAAAAUGCCUCGACCAUCUCUCGCAACGAAUCAAUCACCGAGACAAAUAAGGAUGAAGAGAGUCAAAUAGGAGAAGCUACCCAAGCUAUAUUAGCUGAUUUCGCCAAAGCGCAACAAGCCGCAACACAGCAAAGGGAAAAUAGACCUGAAAGAGACCAAAUUGCUCUUACGCCUAGAAAACCUGUCAGGGUCGACGGAGAAGCGACAACAAUUUUACCACCUGAGAUUGAUGUCGCAUCAUCUGUACCCAAGCCAUCAGAUGGCAAUGUCACCUCUGAGCAACAACUCCCAAUGGCCCAGAAUGCCCAGUCUCCACCUGUCAAUAUCGUUCUCAGUCCACCUAAACGAUUUCUCCAAGCUGCUUCAUCUGCUCCUUUGGAAAUUGGCGGGAUCUCACCGAGUUAUACACCCGCAAUGUCGAUUCCUCUCCAGCAAGUAGUGGACAUACGAGCUGUAGCGGUCGAACAAGGGACAUCUCAACCUACCACCACUGCUAAAGCAAUCGAAGCUGGACCUUCCACCGCUCAACUCACCACCCCUCAACGUACCGACCAACCGCCAGAGACACUCACAUCGACAUCGACAUCGACAAGCAGGAGUAAACGAAAAUCUCUAUUGCAUGAACACCUGAUCGCGUCUGCAUCCAAAAAAAGUCGACGGCGUGAAACACCAGAUCGACCUUCACGUGGACAUAGACAGAUUGCCGUCGACGACGAAGAUGAAUCUGAACCCGAUAUGGUAUUUAGAGAAACGUCUAUCCCACCAAGGCCAGUUAGAAUCACCCCAUCAAUCCCUUCUUCACCUGUUCCUGAUUCCCAACGACCUGCGACGAGAGAACCUAGUCCACCUCUGAGUAAUGCGGAAAAACACGAGAAAGCUUUAAGCGGCAAAGCAUUGAUGGAAAGGAAUAUACAAGCUUAUAAAGAUAGGAUAGUAACUCUGGCGAAGAGGUAUGGAAUGACGACCAGUGAGAUCAUUGCGUUUAUUAAUAAUGGGAGUGCAAAUGGGAAGAAGUCGAGAAAUAGUGGUGAAAGGUAUUGGGAAGAGAUUGAAAGGGGUUUAAAGGAGAGGCAAUGA
Messenger RNA from Kwoniella botswanensis, 2610 nucleotides. RefSeq lists its product as uncharacterized. Lineage: Eukaryota; Fungi; Basidiomycota; Tremellomycetes; Tremellales; Cryptococcaceae. The record is from RefSeq and is a predicted model, not a curated record. The transcript is spliced from 5 exons. Bases 1 to 2610 code for a protein of 869 amino acids.